CCACCCCUUACCAAGCCAGCUGUUCGCAUUACACAAGCAGCCGCUUUUUGAUUUUCCCUAUUUUUACCCGAGUUAUUUGAAUUAAAACCCCAAAAUGCCGUUCAUGAAGGGCCGCGAGCCCAUCCGCCGCACCCUGAAGUACCUGAACGCGGGCAAGCUGGUGCUCAAGGACAAGGUGCGCAUCUUCAGCGUCAACUACAACACGUACGGCGAUCAUCACGCGGGAGCCCGGGACUUCGUGUUCUGGAACAUCCCGCAGAUCCAGUUCAAGAACCCCGAGGUGCAGGUGCUCACGCUGAAGAACAUGACGCCCUCGCCCUUCGUGCGCUGCUACUUCGACGACGGCAGGGACAUGCUGAUAGACGUCGACGGGCGGAAGCGGGACGAGAUCAUCGAGCACCUGGUCCAGGUGGUGGGCAAGACCCGCGAGCAACUGGAUGCGGAGGCGCGCCUGAAGGAGAGCAAGGACAACCCGGCCAACUUCGGCUACGGAUGCGGCAGGCACUGCAUCUGCGAGAUCCCCGGCCAGGUGCCCUGUCCCGGCACCGUUCCGCUGCCCGACCACAUGCGCGGCAAGGUCAAGUUCGCGCCCAAAUAGUCCUCCGACGUUCUGAUUGUUCCUUUUUUAAUAAAUUAAUUGUAAAUUACA
This is a messenger RNA of Drosophila biarmipes, 649 nucleotides long. It is a transcript of the gene mRpS25, whose product is annotated as probable 28S ribosomal protein S25, mitochondrial. The record is from RefSeq and is a predicted model, not a curated record. The transcript has 3 exons. Lineage: Eukaryota; Metazoa; Arthropoda; Insecta; Diptera; Drosophilidae. Gene Ontology annotation, cellular component: mitochondrion. Gene Ontology annotation, molecular function: structural constituent of ribosome. The coding region runs from base 95 to 598 and encodes 167 amino acids.